CUGGGGGCCCCAGGACACGCAGGGCAGGUUUGCUGCCUGUGCCUGUGAUGGUGUGUGCUGAGCCUGGUGUAAUGGCAGAGGAGCUACCUGCUGCUGGCACCCAGGAAGAAACACUUGUUAGGGCAUGAGAAAACAGAAAUUAGGAGUGGGAUGGCUUGAGGUCCUCCUCAGUAACUGCUGGCCAUGUGCAAGGGUCUUCUUCCAAGGCUGGUGUUUUUCUGAGGAAUGCAUUUGUCUUAAAAGUAGUCUGAAACCUUUGAUAGGGACUUGGAGAAUAGAAGAUAGAGAGUCAUUUCCUGUUGUCUGGAAAUGACUCUUUUGACGUGUGGUGCCUGUAAAUAUGGGCACGGUUGGGUGUGAUUUCAUUGAAUUCACUGGAAUUGCAUCUCUGCUUUCACCACUGGAUUUGACUUGGAGACUUCUUCACAGUACUGCUAGAAUUUGAUUAUUGGGUUUGGAUGUAUGCUGAUUUUAUUUUGCGACUUCUCUGACCUUAAGAGUUUUUUGUAUGACCCAGGAAGGAGGUUUGAAAACAAGCCCUUGGAUAAGCUUUCUAAAGUACUUCCGUCUGACCAAGUCACUUUUAGGUUCUUUCACUUUUUAGUAGGUUUCACAUAUAAAAUCAUACAUUUUAUGUGAGAGGCACUGUGAGAGGUUGGUUAGUGGCAUCAGUAAUACUAAUCAAACAUAAUUCAUCUGACUGUCAUGUAAAGGAAGGUAAGGUAGAGGGGGAAGAGUGCAAGUCACUUCAAAAGACCUUCUCUGAAGCUCAGCUCUCCUCUAAUCUGCCUUUCAAAUCUGGCUUCUCCUGCCCUCAUAGAGUGAAUCAACCUGACAUUUUAGCAAUUUUUGAAAGAAAAGGAGUGAAGUGUUUAGAAUGCAUCAAAGGGGUGAAGCAGAGAACAUCUGAAGAUCAUCUUUUGUCUGAUUGAUACCCUCUUACUUCAUGGCAGAGGAGCGAGAGAAAGAGACACAUGGAAUCUCAUUUAGAAUUCAAAUCAGUGUGAAAGAAGUGCUGGAUACAGAUGUACUUUUAAAGCUGUUUUUUCAUUUACCAGUCAAUUACCCAUCAACUGUACCAGAUAUUUCUGUUACCUCAGACCAGCUUACAAGGGCCCAGUGUGUGGAUGUGAGAGAGAAAUUACUUGAAGAAGCCAAGCAGCAUCUUUCUGAGCCCAUGGUACACGAUCUGAUUCUUUGGGUACAGCAGCAUCUUAAAGAUGUCAUUAAGCAAUCAGCAACAGUUUGCAAUGAAAAAACUACUUUGUCAAAAGGAACAGAAGAUGGUAUCUGGAUGCUCCUUUUGCAUUUAGAUCACAUGAGAGCAAAGGCAAAAUAUGUGAAAACUGUGGAAAAAUGGGCUUCAGAUCUAAGGCUGACUGGAAGACUGAUGUUCAUGGGCAAGAUAAUAUUGAUUCUUCUUCAGGGUGACAGGAACAGCAUUAAGGAGUACUUGAUUCUUCAGAAAACUUCUAAGGUGGAUGUGGACUCAAGUGGAAAGAAAUGCAAAGAGAAAAUGAUGAGGGUACUGUGUGAGACAGAACUACAGUCCCAGCAUAAAAGGUUUCAGAUGUUUGAAGUCAAAGAAUAUUCAGCACUGGAAGAGCUACAAAAGGAAUUUGAAACUGCAGGACUUACAACUCUUUUCUCUGAGUUUGUGCCUCCUAUCUUAAAGUAAAAUUAAAAGAAACCACUGGACCUCUGACCAAAGCGGUAGACUGCAGAUGCUGAUGGAAGAUAAAAGGACUAAUGUGGCAAAACAAUCUUGAAGCUUUUCUGCAAGAAAUACCAGUAGUAGUCAUCCUUUUGCAAGAAAAAGGCAAUUGAUACCUUAAGAACUGAUAAUUUUUUGACAUGCAUGUCAAAAAACAAUAUGAUGUUGAUUGUAAUAAUUGCAUGGCAAGCAUGAGAGACUGGGAAGAAAUAAUGCUAAAAAAUAGUCUUCUAGUCAGACUCUGUUUUAUAGUCCCUGUUUUCAGUGCUCUGUUUCCUCUCUCUCAUGGUAGAAUGUGUCAAUAAUGGCUUGUUAGAACACAUGAUUAAUUUUGCUUUGGAAGACUGUAUGAAGAUAUUUCCAUAAAAACAUAGCAAACACACAUUUAAAUAUGUGAGGACAGCAUAUACUUAAUGUCCCUUAGAAGUUCAUAUGCUAAUUUUUCCUUCUCCCUUUAAUUGAUUACAAACACUAGAUGGUUGAUUUGAAUAAAAAGCUCAUGUCACUUGAGGCCUG
Melozone crissalis (California towhee) is the source of this 2230-nucleotide messenger RNA. It is a transcript of the gene RWDD3, whose product is annotated as RWD domain containing 3. Gene Ontology annotation, molecular function: protein binding. Gene Ontology annotation, biological process: positive regulation of protein sumoylation; positive regulation of hypoxia-inducible factor-1alpha signaling pathway. The transcript is spliced from 4 exons. Bases 947 to 1678 code for a protein of 243 amino acids. NCBI's taxonomy places the organism in Eukaryota, Metazoa, Chordata, Aves, Passeriformes, Passerellidae. The record is from RefSeq and is a predicted model, not a curated record.